CCUCUGAAGAUGGCCUUUGUCCCUGCGCCCGGCUACCAGCCCACCUACAACCCGACUCUGCCCUACAACCAGCCCAUCCCCGGCGGCCUCAGCAUCGGAAUGUCCAUCUACAUCCAAGGAGUGGCCGAUGAGAAGAUGAAGCGGUUCCAGGUGAACUUUGCCGUGGGGCAGGACCCGGGGGCGGACAUCGCCUUCCACUUCAAUCCCCGCUUCGAUGGCUGGGACAAGGUGGUCUUCAACUCACAGCAGGGUGGCCGCUGGGGCGAAGAGGAGAGGAAGAGGAGCAUGCCCUUCAGCAAGGGGGCCCCCUUUGAGCUGGUGUUCAUGAUCAUGGCGGAACACUACAAGGUGGUGGUCAAUGGAAACCCCUUCUACGAAUUUGGACACCGGCUGCCCCUGCAGAUGGUCACCCACCUGCAGGUGAAUGGCGACCUGCAUCUUCAGUCAAUCAACUUUCUCGGGGGCCAGGGCCAGUUCACCCCAAAUCAGGACCGGGGUCCCUUACCCCCCCACCCAUCCCUGCAGGGUCCCGGGCCCAAUCAUCACCACCUGGGCAGCCUGCCUACCAUGAUGGGACCCCCUACCUUCAACCCGCCUGUGCCAUUCACAACGAAGCUGCAUGGGGGGCUGACGGCCCGGAGAACCAUCAUAAUCAAGGGCUACGUACUCCCCACGGCCAAGAGCUUUGCCAUUAACUUCAAGGUGGGGUCCUCGGGGGACCUGGCUCUGCACAUUAACCCCCGCAUGGGUGAGGGCGCCGUGGUCCGGAACACCUGUGUGAGAGGCUCCUGGGGCUCUGAGGAGAGGAAGAUCGCCCACAACCCGUUUGGCCCUGGCCAGUUCUUUGAUCUGUCCAUUCGCUGUGGCACGGAUCGCUUCAAGGUCUACAACAACGGCCAGCACCUCUUUGACUACUCCCACCGCCUCCCCGCCUUCCAGACAGUGGACACGCUGGAGAUCAAUGGCGACGUCACCCUGUCCUACGUUCAGGUCUGAUCUGCUCUUGGCGAAACUCCUGGAAAGACAGAAGGAUUCCCCAGGACACCUUCCUAACCCCUAAUAA
Molecule: messenger RNA, 1063 nt
Organism: Marmota flaviventris (yellow-bellied marmot)
Lineage: Eukaryota; Metazoa; Chordata; Mammalia; Rodentia; Sciuridae
Source: RefSeq, a predicted model, not a curated record